AUGACAAGAAGGCGGCAAAUCCUCACCAGCAGACCACUUGGCAGACUUCCAGGCCCCAGGGAGGAAAAGCCAGGAGCGCACUGCCAUGGCUGUCCCUCUGAGUUGUCAGCUACAGGAAGCGCCACAGGGGCCUUCAAAACCAGAAAAGAGCAGGGAAAGUGCGAGAAGGUGCCUGGCAUGAGGUGGCAGCAUGGACCCCACAGACCCUCGCUGGCUCAGAGCCAGUGGCCCAGAAGACAACUGAGGUCCUUGUGCCCCUCAUUAAGCCAGGCUGGGGACAGCUCAGAGGACACAGGCCGGAAGAAAGCAGCCCAAGGCCUCCCAGGAGCCUCGGUCCAGCAGGAACUGAAUCCAGAAUCCAGACACCGUCAGGACAGAAAGAAGGGCCAUGUCAGGGCGAGCAGAGGCAUUGGUUGUUCAUCGACACACGACACACGUUUGCUGAGCAUGCGGAAUCCAGCUGUGCGACCAGGAGGGCAGCCUGCUGUGACUGUGACGCUCCUUCUGUCCUGUCCAUCCCCAGUGCCACGCUCCCCCUGGGCUCAGGCCAGACCUGCAUCACCCUCCUUCCCAUGCCAUGCCACAUCACGCAGCCCUGGAAAAUGCGUCUCCUCCUCCCUGACUUCUUUUUUGGGUUCUGUCACUUCUUGCUGCCGCCAUCUUUUGAUCUUGUCAUCUACACCACAGAUUCGGAUCCUAAGUGUUUGCGGAGCCCAUGUCCGCUCUCCAGGAAGGGCUCCUGCCAAACCAACUCCAGAGGCUGCUGGAAUUUCCAGAGGUGGCCACAGUCAUGCAGGCAGCACAGCCACAACAAUCCAGCCUGGGGACCCCGGGCCAGCCUGUCCCUCCUCCCCUGUCCUGGUGAGCAAUAGUAAGCCCAGCUCUGUCCCCCACCCCACCCCCCAGGCUUCCUUUUCUUUUUUUGUCUUUUUCUUUGCCUUCUCCUCUGCUCCUGAGCUGGUGCUGUGGCCUCCUCAUCACCCCGGGCCUCCCCCUGGCUGAAACUGCAUGGCUUCAGCUGGAUCCCCGGGCUCUCUGUGGCCAAAGUCCCACCUUGACCUUGGCUUCCUCCUCUCUGCUGGGCUGCAAACACGGUCAGCACAGGAGGGACACCACCCUCCAGCCAGCCGGCCUGUGUGUGGGGUUUUCUUCCCACCUGCUGUCCCUUCCCAGCAGGUCUGCCCCACCCCGUCUGCAGCCCAAGUGUGGCCUCCCCGGAGAGGACCAGCCAUCCCUACCCCGACGCUCCAUGACAGCCUGCCCUGCUCCCUUGUUUCCGUGUGUCCCGUCCCCGGUGACCUUGAGCCCCUGGUGGGCCUCCUUCAGUGUCUGGAAGCACAGGCUGCACUUGUGGGAAGAACAAGGUGUAUCCCGCAGGGACUGGACAAGAGCAGCCCAGAGAGGAAGGAGCAAGCAAAACACCCACCACCACCUCUGGCUCUGAGGCAGUCACAGGCAGCUACAGAGAACCCAGACUGUCAGGGCUCCCACAGGCAGGAGAAUCAGGCUUUACACUCUCCCAGGCUCCAGAGCUCCCAGUACAGCGGCACCAGGCAGAGCCAGUGCACCCACCACCCCAUGCACCUCCCCAGCAGUUCAGGGUUUGAGCCAGAUGGACUGAAGGAUAGGAUUCUCCUGCCCACCCACCCCCCUUUGGAAUUCCAGGGGCUCUUGCUGGGAGGAGCUGGGAGCUUCCUUCUCACUGAGGAGCCUGUUAUGCUCACCAGGACAGGUGGUCAACUUAACGCCUGCUGGAUUACAUCAGCAUGGCAUUGACCAAAGAUGCUCCACCUGAGGAAAGUUGCCAGGAUAAAUAGGUGGAGAAGAAGGGAGAUGUUGAGGGUUGAGGCGUUAAGGAGGCAUUGUUGGAGUUGCUGUCUAAGCUGUUGGUUCUCCUGGAGAAGCCUUGGUCCUCACAUGGAGCAUUGCUUCCUGGCUCCGGAGGGGAAGACAUGUGCUGCUUGGUCUCCAGGAUGAACUCGUCACGCUGCUUCAUGGCAUGUACCUGACUGUGCAUGUCAUCGGAGGAGCUCGGGGCCUCUGUGUCGCUAAGGACAGCUGUGGUGCCUUUCAGGGUAGCCCUGGUCUUUGUUGUGAGUGUGACUUCUCGGCUCCAGCACAGAACCCUCAUCCCACUAGCACAGCUCCUUCAUCCUGCUGGCACAGACUUUCUUGCUUCCACCGCUGACCCUUGGGUCUUCCCCGCACGGAUCCGUAAAAGAGACUGGCGUGAGUCCUUCUUGUGGGCUCUGGACCGCCAGCUGGACUCGUGGGAGGCAUUGUCCUGAGCUCUGGGUUUUUAUCUGGACUCAUGUAGGACAUUGCCAUGGGGUUUAGGCUCUUGACUAAAUAAUCUAUGUCUUUGGUGUUGCGGAUAGAUUUCCUGCAUUUUCCUGUGUUAACUCCUGGUGGCCAUUAUAAAAAUAACAUUAUAAACUCCAUGUCUUGAUCCUAAUUGUUCUCUGUGUACAACCCCUGACUACAACAGAGCCUGAGAAACAUCCAUAGUGGGGGCAGGAGCAAAGUCCCAAGAAGGAGGAAGCACAUGCCUGCCCACAAACAGUAAAGACUGCAGCGUCCAGUCAGAGCUGGGGGAGGGGAGGCAGUGGCACCUGCAGGAGGAGGGACGGACCCAGGGAGGCCCGGUGCUAUGAGCAACCUCCCCUGCCUCCUGACUUGAGGCCAACUAAGGUUAAGGGAGACACGCUGGUGUUCCCUGAUCUGGGAAAGGUCCAAACCCAGCCACACACCAGUGCUUAAGGAAAGCAAGCAGGGGAAGGGGAUGGAACCCUCCUGGCACAAAGUCAGGGUGCCACUUCCCUGCUGCACCCCUCCUCCUCCUCCUUCUCCUUCCCCAGGCCCAGGGUGUCUGAUCAGCAGUCCCUGCAUCUUGGGUUGCAAGAACUGGAAAGGGUUUGGAAAACAGCUGGCCCCAUGGCCCUCUUUAUAGGAGAGGAAACUGAGGCUUGGGGAAGGAAAGGGACAGAGCCCAGCUCAUCCAACGCUGUAUGUACUGAUCAGGCUCUCACAUCCUUGGUCAACCCAUGCAAA
This is a messenger RNA of Cavia porcellus (domestic guinea pig), 3051 nucleotides long. RefSeq lists its product as uncharacterized. The coding region runs from base 1 to 1002 and encodes 333 amino acids. The transcript is spliced from 2 exons. The record is from RefSeq and is a predicted model, not a curated record. NCBI's taxonomy places the organism in Eukaryota, Metazoa, Chordata, Mammalia, Rodentia, Caviidae.